UGCAGCCUGCAGCAGCUCUCACUCAGCUCCCAUUGAACAGCAGUGGACACAUUCACAGCUACUGGAACAGUUGUUGUUGUUGUCGUUGUUGUUGUUGGAGACUCUGCAGAUCCAGGCAGACAGACAUGUUACCAAAGGCUCGUCUGGGGAAGCGUUCCCCUUUCGGGGCGUUGGUGAGCUCCACCUGCCCGGCGGCGGGAACCCAGACCGGUCAGGAGACCGGUCAGGAGACCGGCGAGACAGCGGCAGGACAGCAGGCCUGCAGCAGAGUCAAAGGUCAUCCCGGGCUGAAGGUGUAUUUUCAGUGUGGAGGAGGAGGUGAAGCUCCAGGUGUGGUGGAUCAGCUGGACCUCAUGCAGACUGACGUUUCUGUCUGGUCUUCAUCUCAUCCUUCCUCCUCCUCCUCCUCCUCCUCAGCGCCUCCGCCCCGCAGCAGAUUCGUCUCCUCCUGCAUCGACGUCCCCAGAAGUCAGAGGAGUCCGGAGGAGGUGGAGAUGGACGAGCUGAUGGCAGCGAUGGUUCUCAGCAGUUUGUCCUGCAGUCCUCUGCUGCACAGCCCCGCCCACCCAGACGCAACAGCUCCUCCGAUGGACUGUGGAGGCGGCGAGCUCUCCGACAGCGGCAGCAGCGGCUACUGGAGCGUCGGCCAUAGAAACAGAAGCCCCACCCCCUCUCCACCAAUCGCAGAGCCCAACGCCAGCCCGGCCGUGCCCCCUGACGAAGGACUGGACAUGGAACUGGAGCAGGUGCUGUUCGACGAGCCGGCGCCACGUAAGCGCAGGAACUCAGUGAAGGCGGCUUACAGGUGUCUGUGGCCGAGCUGCGGGAAAGUGCUGACGUCCGUGGUGGGAAUAAAACGUCACAUCCGGACAACACACCUGUGCCGCAGCAGCGAACACGAGCGUUGUUCCCGCAGCGAGGAGGAUUUUUACUACACUGAGAUUAACCGACGGCAGCAGCAGUCUCCUCCCCCUCCGCUCCUCUGUGACCCCGCCCCCCUCUCCUCCUCCCCCGCCUCGUCCCCGUCCUCCUCCUCACCUCCCAGCCCUCCCCCUCCCUCCCCUCCGUCUCCCCCCCUUCAAGCCUUUGCCGCUCUGAGUCGCUCCGCCCCCUCCUCCUCCAUCAGCCUACUGCAGGUCCAAUCAGAGCACUCCUACCAGGCUCCACCUCCCGGUCAUGUGAUAUCAGCAGCACCUGCGAACACACCCUCCUGUCCUCCGGUGGCCCCGCCCACCAGCUGCCUCAAACAGGGUUUGGCUUUUCGAGUGCGUUCGGUCAGCGUAGGAGAGCAGUGGCUGCAGCAUCAGAGCGCCCCCUGCAGGAGGAUUCGCGGUGAAGCCAAGAAGUGCAGGAAGGUUUACGGCAUCGAGCACAGAGACCAGUGGUGUACGGCGUGCCGCUGGAAGAAAGCCUGCCAACGCUUCCUCGACUGAACACAGGAAGAACGCGGACUGAAGGACGGGCUGCGAACUUCAGCCUCACCUGGUGGAUGUUUUCUAUUUUCUUACGUCUGAAACCAGAAAUAUUUUUUGUUUUUGUACUCUUUCUACUUUUUGUUGUUUUUAAUGUAUUUUGUAGAUGUUGUUUCCUGUCGGUGCUUUUUUUCAUGACCAUGUUGAGGCAGCUAUGAUGUGACUUUUGACCUUGACGCAGCCAAGAGAGUUCGUUUUUGCGUCCGGCCCGACUCUCCUCAGCUGUUCUUAACAAAAAAAAUAAAAAAUAAAAAAGACAGCAUUCGCUAACCGUGGAAACUCUCAGUGCUGACUGAACACCAGCUUUUAUUCAGAUUUAUGGAUCAAAACACGAGUCACCUUUUCCUACGGGAGCCCAACAAGGACAAAAAGACUGUGUUCCUGUCAAAAAGAAGUUUGUAACUCUCUUUGUAACCCUCUGUAACUCUUCCAACAAGCUGCGGGUCGUUUGUUAUCAGCAUAAAUGAUGAGAACGAAAUGAUUCAUGUUCUUCUAGUGAAAGUGUCUCCCAGUAUUUCUUCACCUGAACAAUAUGAGGCACCUUAGUGACUAAAACGUUUUUUUAAUCUGUAAAUAAAAAAGGAAGCAGGUGCUGGUUUACUGAGCACAUCUGGAAAAUUACAUCCACCUGUUUGAUUUAAGCUCGUCCAGCGUCUCGUCGACAACACGUUCUCACUCCCGACUCGUCACAUAUUGACGCUUGGUCGAGGCCCUUUGGCGUCACUUUUUAACGCCCUGGGUGCCCCGUUAGCAUCAUUUCUAGACGUUUAAGGCUCCGCGGUCAAGUUAGCAACGCUUAGCAACAACAAAUAUGCAACGUCCGGUUAGACUUUGAAAAUAAAACACUAGCAUUACGAAACAUUGCUAUUUUGAAACGGCGCGUUAUUAAAGUUGUGAAACGUUUCAGUUUGGUUAGGUUUAGGCACAAAAACUACUUGGUUAAGGUUCAGAAAAGAUCACGGUUUUGGUUAAAAUAACUACGAACGUCAGUAAAUUGCAUUUACGUGUUGUAAACGCAAUUUACGUAACUUAAAUAAAAAUAUUUAAUGUUGACUUUUUGUUUCACACGGGACAAAGUCCAUGUUCUGGCCCUCCAUCCACCUCAAGCUCCUCCUCACUCAGUCUUUUCUGUUAAAUAUCAUUUACCUGCCUUUACCGUCAAAAGCUGAAGCUACGGGGCUUCCCCACACUGCGCUGAAGUAUGGCGCUACAGGGAUCCACAGUGCGUUACAAACUGACGCCGAUGGGUCUGGACCAUGCGUCCAUAUGUGACGAGUAGAGAACGGGUUGGUUGAAUAUAAAGAACUGACUCAGGAGCAGAUUUGAAUCCCGACACACCAAACUGGCCGCCAGGCGCUGCUGAGUCUCUCUUUUUUCAUUAUUGCGGUGUUUACCGCAUUUUGCACUAAUCGUCCCUUAUUGGAGGCCGAGCUAACGAUUCAGUUCUGGUGUGUUCUACGGAAGCCCUAAGAGGCCAUUCACUCAUACAUUCUUUUUACUCCAUUUAAGAUAAUGGGAUGAUUUUCUCGAGAUAACGUAUCUUUGUUUUCCCGUGAUAGUGACAUCCGAGAUCUCGAGAAAACACGACGACAGUCUAGUAGAGGGUUAGCUGAGUUGGUAAAGCACGAGACUCUCAAUGUAAAGGUUGUGUGUUUACGACAUUUACGUCACAAGAACCUUUGAGGUGUAAUUUGUGUCUCCAGAAAUACGAGGGAUCCCAUCCGGACCCUCGUCUGAGGUCGAGGUUAAAAAACUCGUCGUGUUUCUGCACGAACACAAAACCAGGAUCUUUGUAGAACCUGAACUCAGAGCUGAGGGUCUGAACAGAACCAGAACACAGUCUCAUGAUGCUGAAGUUGUAAGAUCUGGGCCUGUAUUUAUCAAGUAUCUCAGAAUUACUCAAAAGAACACGGCUAAGAACUGACGUAAGAGUAAAAAAAGUCUUGGCUCAAAGCUGCGCGCAAAGUUGGUUAUCAAGCCUCAUAGUCCUAAAUUGAGUGAAGUGUAGGACAAAAUCUUAAGUGUCAGUCUGACAGCUGAUUCACGACACUUUGCUGUGGCGCAAACAGGAUUUUGGAUGACGCUGUAUGCAAGGACCAAUCGCUGAAGAGAUUUCCUUAUUUAAGAAUAUUCUCAGAUAAAUUCACUCUGAAUGGUGAAACUUUACGUUAAGUUUACGUUCAACACACAUUUGACUAUUAAGAAUUUUUAAGAGAAUAUAUUAUGUACAUAGGCACAUUGGAAAAAAGUUCAUCUUUACAUGAGCGCCAUCAAUUAAUUGUGUGUUGUCAAAUAAUUCAGAAACAUUCUUCCUCUGUCCAUCACAGGCCCCUGCUCCUCACGUCCUGAGAGGCCUCUGGAGCUUCUUAAAUACCUGGCAGAGGGAGAGAGAUUCUCAGCUUUAAGACAUUUGAUAACUUGCUUUUAUUCUGAAGUUUGAAAGUCGGAGUAAAUUUCAUGAGUUCUCAGCACUUUAGACUAAAAUGGCACUUUGAGAAGCUUGAUACAUACCAGCCCAGAUAUUUUGGUGGGAAACUAAUGAAAUAAGAUGUCAGAGAACAUUUUCCUCAUCAUGUUAAAAGAAAUACUGCUUCCUCCUGAACAUUGUGUGGCUGCAGAUUAGUUGUAUAUAAAUGUUCUACCAACCGUUUCUGCAUCGAUGUAUUUAAGAUGAUCCGUUAUUGAUUAUCGUUAUCGUGGUUCUGUGUUAAAUGUCCUCGUCCUCCUAGGGACUAAAAGCCAGGAUUGUUCCUCCCACCUAAAGAAGUGCAGCACUCAAUCAAUUUUUUUUUUUCUCCCCCUUUCCAUUUAUUUUGUUAAAUGAAAGUUCGUCUUUUCACAGCUGACCUGUGGAGACAGUUAAAGGGGCGGGAAAGCAGAACUUUCCUCCCAUCAGUCACCUCUUCAGUCCCAGUUCAACAGUGGCUGUUUAAACAGAGAAUGACAAAAUAAUAAUAACAUCUGUAAUAAUGUAAAAUAUGCGCUUAUAAGUGCUUACAGCUACAUUAUAGUGUUAUAAACCAUUUACCAUGUUUAGAUUCAGCUUUAAGGCGGCAAACAGGUCACUGUUACAGACUGUGGUGCGUUCAAGUGCAACAUUAAGACGUUUGACAGAUCCACACUGAUUUUCUAUUUUAAAGUCAUCUCAGCUGCGACCUAUCAGACUGUAAAUAUGCUGCUCUUUUUGAUCAGCCCUUUCUUCACGUGAGCUUCCGUUCAGUUGUUCAUGUUUGGAAACAGAAGCCAUUUUCUCAUGCAGUAUUCAUCAAGAGGUCUGUUUACCUUCCAGUAUCAAUACACAGUGUUUUACACUGAAAUAUAAAUGUCUAAUUAAAUAUCUUCUUCUCCCUGGUGUUUAAAUAUAUAUAUACACAGAUAUAUAAAUACCAGGCCUGUGUAUCCGAUAACUCUUCCUGAAAGGUUUUUAAAUGUCCAGAUUUCUUUGCGGUAAAGUGAGACAAAGACUCUUCUGUAUUUAUAUUCUCUAUGUGUCCUGUUUGUUUAUGAGCAAGUCAAUGAUUUGUUUGUAAUCAUAUCACUUCUCAGAUGCACUCUUUUAUACACGAUCCUGAUGUUUGAAUAAACUGUAAAAGUUGA
Messenger RNA from Micropterus dolomieu (smallmouth bass), 5069 nucleotides. It is a transcript of the gene znf395a, whose product is annotated as zinc finger protein 395a. Gene Ontology annotation, molecular function: RNA polymerase II cis-regulatory region sequence-specific DNA binding; DNA-binding transcription factor activity. NCBI's taxonomy places the organism in Eukaryota, Metazoa, Chordata, Actinopteri, Centrarchiformes, Centrarchidae. The coding region runs from base 126 to 1433 and encodes 435 amino acids. The record is from RefSeq and is a predicted model, not a curated record. Gene Ontology annotation, biological process: regulation of transcription by RNA polymerase II. Gene Ontology annotation, cellular component: nucleus. The transcript has 10 exons.